AUGUUGAAUGAUGACUCUACCCAUCAUUGGAGACACCUUGCGAGGGCACUCAAUAUUCCACCUGAAAAAUGCAAGAUCUUUGAACCAGCAGAAGACAAUAACAGUCCGACCAAAUUGUUGUUCAAAAGCAUUGAGAAGUGCGAGCCUGAUUUGACAUUUGAAGAACUUGUACUAGCCCUUGUAGCCAUGAAAAGACAAGAUGUCUUAGAUGUCCUUCAAAAAUAUUUUUCAAGUAAGUUCAAUUUUCUAGUUUGAAAUCCUAUGCAUGAGUGCCGGGUACUUUCACAGACAGGUUAUCAGUAAGAAAACUUAGCACUCUUUUUACUUUUAUGGGGAAUUUAUUUUGUUUUACAUCACAAAUAACAAGCCUUUUUGUGGAAAACAUUUAUUUCUGGUAGUUAUCUUCAAGUUGAAAUUAUUGCUUUACCCCUCUAAGUCGAUUAAUCCUUCAUCGUCACUUUAUAAUGAAGGGUAAAUAUCAUGAAAAUGAAGGAAGUUAUCAUCAAAGAUAAUAGUCUUUAUUUAUAAAAAUUCUUGUGUUUAGAAAUGUAUGUUUCCCAACCAUUCGAUAGAUUUCACCAAUAUAUCAUGACUAGGAAAAAUUCCAGAAUCUAUCCCAGCAGUCAUGUCGAUUUGUGAUGUUGGGCAGGGGACGGGAGGGAGGGGUAGGAACUGAAGUAAGGUCAAUAGAGGACUGGUAUCUAGCUUAAACUUUUGCUGACUGAUUGCUAUCAUUCCCAUUGGUCAAAAUUUAUUUAUUGGUGACCAUCGCGCAAACGUGAAACAGGUUGCUGGACAAAAUUGAAAAAGUUCCAAAUUUCUUUGACUCCUUUCUGGCCAGAUGAUUGGGGUUGUCUUCUCGUUAGUGGGCAAAAUCGUCGUGCUCAAGCCUACAAAAUCUGGAGCAAUUGGGAAACUAUAAAAUCCCCGAUCAUCUGGGAUUUUCCUUAACGGCAUAAAGGCAUAAAGUGUUUAGGCAGCGAAGGACACUCUAUUGGUUCAAGUAACAGAUGCAUUGUUAGUUUUCGUUUUUUGAAUCCCAUUGAUCCAGUGGUCUUUUCAUUAUAUCAAGUGCACAUGUUGAGAGACUAUGUUUGUACACCAGGUGAUGACAUUGAUCAGAUUUUGGAAGAGAACAAUCUCCUUACACCAGCAGAAGAUCCGUUAGUGGACCAGAAGGAAAUCUAGCGUUGUUCUCUUGGAAAAGAGAAGUAAAGAAUGCAGCAAAGUUACCUGCUUGCAGAGGCCUCUUUUUCCUCUUUGGGACAUGAGGCGGGCCUCUGUCAGCAUGGAAGCAACAAAGGGAUUUCUUGUGUGAAGUUUGAAUGUAGAAUAUGUAAUGUUCUUAUUAUAUCAGUGGCAUCUGAAUUAUGAUGCACACAAAGGAAACUUUUCAUGUUGAAAAUGCUAAAUGAUCUCGAUACAUUAUUGUAUCUUUUGUUAAAAAAAAUUGAUGAAGCAGGAAAAUUAUAUUUUCAAUAGCCCCUCUACAUUUAGGACUAAUUUUAGGUAUUCAGUAUGACGCCAUUAAGGACCCUGAAUUUUAGACCACCUGUUUGCACCCCCUUUUUGAACGACGUUUCUUACAAUCUUGCUGUGACAACAUCAGAAUAAAGUAUUUCGUUUCGCGUAUUCGAAGGGGCAAGAGGGCAAACCGUUGUUGCUCGGAGUAUCUCUGGAAGGUCGUAAUUGUUCACCAGUAGGCUGAUUUAGAAACAGAACGGGAACGUCAGUUGACGACGGCGCGCGCAAAUCAGACAACUGCCUUGACCAAUGGCAGAGCGGCAAAUUAAGCACCGGAAGUCGUGUUUGGUCCUUUCCGCGCGCUUUCCCGUCGUCAACUGACGUUUCCGUCCUGUUGCUAAAUCAGCCUAGUAGGAUGCCUAAAAUGUUCGCAAUUCUACAAUUAGUUUCGGCUCCAUUGUUGCCGACUUGACCAUUUAAAUUUUUGUAAGGCACACAAGAUGCUUCAAAGGUUUUGCCUCUAUACUGAACACGCGCCUAGAACGGAUGAAAUCUUAGCUGAUAGUUAUUCAAUUUAGUGAAACUUUCGUUCACAGUGAACAGUACCUGUGUGUUCUUUUCAUAAAAAUAUUUCAUCAAGUGUGAUUAUAUCUAGGAAGUCUAAUUUGGUCAAAACACAGCCACGAAUCAUUAUUUAAUUAUCAAUUUAUUUAGACGUGCUAUGUAAGUUAUAGAGAUACAUGUAUUAAUUAGAAACUUAUUAAAUUAAUUUGUUGUAUUUAUUUGAAGGCUUUUUCAAAAGGUUCAGAAGUAAUUCCAAGGAUAUGUACAAAUAUUUAGUGAUCUUGUAGACAUUCAAUGGCUGUAUUUAUUGUUAUAAACAUUUUGUAUAUAGUAGUACA
Molecule: messenger RNA, 2366 nt
Organism: Porites evermanni
Lineage: Eukaryota; Metazoa; Cnidaria; Anthozoa; Scleractinia; Poritidae
Source: the annotation of a GenBank genome assembly